Xyrauchen texanus (razorback sucker) is the source of this 5418-nucleotide messenger RNA. RefSeq lists its product as uncharacterized. The transcript is spliced from 4 exons. The record is from RefSeq and is a predicted model, not a curated record. The coding region runs from base 119 to 997 and encodes 292 amino acids. Gene Ontology annotation, cellular component: membrane. NCBI's taxonomy places the organism in Eukaryota, Metazoa, Chordata, Actinopteri, Cypriniformes, Catostomidae.
GGAACUGUAGGAGGGACAAUCGCGAGAGUUUACUGAAUAGAUUCGGUCAAAAUCCAAGUUUCGAUUGGGAAAACAACAACAAACGUGAUCAGUGUCUUUUUAAGAAAUAUAUGAAGCAAUGAGUCAGCCGCCCAGAAACCAGCGUGUGCAGAGAGAGAGAAAUGGAGGAGACUAUAGUGAGAAGAGAGAGAGAGAGCCCCGCAGCCGGCGGGACAAUCCUAGUGAGCGACGAUCGACUAGUGAGAGGUCAUCCGGCCAGCCUCCGUACUACCCGAGAGGUUCUCAGAGAAAUGCAAGGAGUGCUCCUCGAGAGGAACACAGGGAGUCAAAAUGCUCUAACAUCUGUUCAAGGAGAGGUAUUGUGUUGAUAUGCGCUGUCAUGACCAAUGCAUUAGUGCUUAUCUGCGUGGUAGCUGCACACAUGUCUCAGUUGGGCAUGUCUGCGAUGGGCAUGGGUGGAGCCAGCUUUGUUGAUGCCAUCAUCCCCUUCGAGGGGGCGGAACUUCAGCUGGUGCGUGAUCUUGACAUGCAGUAUGGACAAAUGAGAGCACCUGGAGUCUACGGAGGCGUGGCCUUUAGCCUUACUUUUGGUGCACUUUCCCUCGUGUUUGUAGUGUCAAGCAGUAAACCUGCCCACCUGCUGCCAAGGAAACUCUUGAUUGGGCAGUUUGCUUUCCAGGUAAUUGGCGCAGUUGCUUACGUGAUUGCCGUGGGUUUGUACCUGCACUUAGUGAUCUCCGUAAACUCAACAGAUGUGUGCAUUCGUCGCGAGCGACUUUAUGCACGUAAUGGAUUAACCUGGAUGAAUUGCAGUGUAGGUGGCGGGGAUGCAGCUGUCGCACUGUUUGGACUUAUAACCACAAUUUUGUAUGCUGCUGGGGCCUUUCUAACUGGCCAAACACUCCGAGAUGUCAGUAGCUACUUUAAGGAGCGUGACCGCUAUGAAACCGAAAGAAGAGAGCAACCCAGACGUGCUCAUCCGGAUACUUUUGUCUGAGCUUUGCAGUGAAAAUAAAGACUAAUUCAAACCCUCUGGACCGGAUGUACAUAAACUGUUCUUACAUUUUUGUAUUUUGUAUUUUUUUUUUGCACGUUUUUGCAAAAAACAUUUUGACUGUGACAAACUUAAUUUGUUUAUGCAUAUUAUAAUUAAUUAACAUUCCAGAUCCCAUAAUGACAAAGCAAAAAGAUUUCCAGAUUUUUGAUAACUGCAAAUUUAUUAAAAAGAAAAAUCUGAAAUAUUACAUUGACAUAAGUAUUCAGACAUUUAACUCAUUACCUUGUUAAAGCACCUUGAGGAACGGUGUCUCAUUUCGCUGUGUACUAUACUAACUGUAUAUGGUUGAAUGACAAUAAAAAAACACUUGACUUGACCUUUAGCAGUGAUUACAGGCUCAAGUCUUUUUGGGUGUGAUUUGCACACCUGGAUUUUGGGAUUUUCUAACAUUCCUCUCUGCAGAUCCUCUCAAGCUUGGUCAGGUUUGAUGGGGACUGUAUAAGAACAGCCAUUUUCAGGUCUCUCCAUAGAUGUUGGAUUGGGUUCAAGUCAAGACUCUGGCUGGUACACUCAAGGACAUUCACAGAGUUGUCCCUAAGCCACUGUGCUUAGGGUCAUUGUCCUGUUGAAAGGUGAACUUUCUGCCCAGUCUGAGUUCCUGAGUGCUCUAGACCAUGUUUUCCAUUAAGGAUAUCUCUAUAUUUUGCUGCGUUCAGCUUUCCUUCAACCCUGACCAGUCCCUGUCGGUGAAGAACACCCCCACAGCAAGAUGCUGCCACCUCCAUGCUCCAUGCUUCACCGUUGGGAUGGUAUUGUGCAGGUGAUGAGCAAUGCCUGGUUUCCUCCUGACAUGAUGCUUGGAAUUGAGGCCAUGUCAGUGUUGCAGAUAGUUGUGCUGCUGCAAGUUUCUCCCAUCUCCACACCUGAUCUCUGGAGCUCAACCAGAGUGACCAUUGGGUUCAUGGUCACCUUUCUUACCAAGGCCCUUAUCCCCCGAUUGCUCAAUUUGGCUGGCCGGCCAGCUCUAGGAAGUGUCUUGGUUCUUCCAAACUUCCAUUUAAGAUUUAAGGAGGCCACUGUGCUCUUGGGGACCUUCAAUGCAGCCACAUUUUUUUGGAGCCUUCCCCAGAUCUGUGUCUCGACAGGCAGUUCCUAUGACCUCAUGGCUUGGUGUUUUCUCUGAUAUGCAUUUUCAGCUGUGAGACCUUAUAUAGACAGAUGUGUGCCUUUCCAAAUCAUGUCUAAUUAAUUGAAUUUGCCACUGGUGGAGUCAAAUCAAAGUGUAGAAACAUCUGAAAGAUGAUCUAGAGAAAUGGUACGCAGCAGAGCUAAAUUUCAUAUUCAUAUUCAAUUCAAUUGUCAGAGCAAAGGGUCUGAAUACUUAUGUCAAUGUGAUAUUUCAGUUUUUCAUUUUUAAUAAAUUUGCAAAGUAAAAAAAAAAAAACUGGUUUUGCUUUGUCAAUUUGGGUUAUGGAGUGUAGCUCGAUGUGAUUUUUUUUUUUAUAAUUUUGUAAAGCAUUUUAGCAUAAGGCUGCAACAUGAAAAAAAAUGGUGUUGAAUAGUUUCUGAAUACACUGAAUAUAUAUUCAUACAUGUACAGUACACACACAUAUAGAUAAAACCUGUGUGUUGUAAAAUUAAGAUUUGUGAAACAUGAUAAGCUCUAAAAUCUUUAGAAUCUUUAGAAUCGUUAGAAUGAGUGCAAUAUAUAUUGACUUGACUUUUUUUCUGGAACACAAAAUGAAAUGUCAGGCACAUCGUUAUAUUCAGUCACCUUUCACUUUUAUUGUAUUGCAAAAAGAUGCAAUGAAAGUGAUUGGUGACUAAGGGCUAACGUUUAACAUAACAUUAACUUUUGUAUGAGACAUGAUUUUCCACUAGAGGGCAGCAGAUACACAUCUCUGUGACUUCUCAGGACUCUUCAAUAAUGAUCUCACGAUUACUAUGAUGUACAGUAUGACCUUAAAUAGCCUUUACUGCUGUUUAUAUCUUUUUAUGUGCUGAGAAAAAUAUAUCUCUUUCUUGAAGUCAUUAAGAAUAAUUUUGAAUAUAGCAUUCUUUAUGGAUACAGAGUUGUUUGUUAAAUCACAGUUGGAGAUAUACAGUGGGGUCCAGAAGUUUGAGACCACCUUGCAAAUCUGGGAUUUUAAAUCUAAUUUAAACUUGGAGGUAAAAAGGUUUUAUGAUUUUAAAAAAAAUCCUUAAAUAUUAAACAAAAAAAUGUUAUGAGAUAAACUAUAAGAACAAAUAUUUAAAACAUUUUCAGAACAUGCUGGGAUAACAUGGAUCUUCAAGUUUUGUACAAACGUGUGUAGUUCAAGAUCAUUUAAAGUAAUAGACAUUCAAAAUACUAUGACAUUCUGCAAUUAAAUGUAACUUUUCACUCAGCGAUGCUGAUAAUUUGUAUGAAAUUAGUAAAGUGUAAAAUAGAACCAUUGUUCACUGUGGUCAUUUGGACCCCACUAUAUUAAUAUCAACUAGAAGGACCUCACAUUUUUUGGCAACAACAGAAAUUAAAUGUAUUCAUUUUACCACAGUAGACAGAUUUAAGCUUAUGAAACAAAAACAUUUGUUGACACACUAGUCUACAAGUCUUCCAAAACUAUUUGUGAUGACCGGUAUAAUGUUCAUACUGUAUAUACAGAUUGGAUGUAGAAAGAAUGCCACUGCGGUACCGUAAUAUUUAACCAUUAUGACCCAGUUACAGUCUACACUUGGAAAGAACAUACGUUAGCUCACAUUGCUUUGCAAAUUAAUUAGAAUUUACUAAAUUACAAUGACGUGCAUAUUUUAUAAUAAAUUCUAUUUGAUAUCAAUUAGGCCUUUACAACAAGAUAUAAAGUAUUCAGAAUCACCACAUCAUACAUCCAUUGUGUGACUCAAAAGCUUUUCAUUGUAAUAGGGAGAUGAGUUCCCCUGAUAAUGUUUCUUUACUCAUGCUUUCCACGCAAUGAAUGCUGACAACAGUAGAACAUGUGCAGAUACACUGUGACAACCAAAAUACAUGUGAGCUCCAUUGAAGAACAGACAAAGCCUCUUUGAGAAAAUGAGAGAUGAGAAAAUGUUACUAUUAAGUGACAAUUUCAGCUGGCUGUCAAGGUUUAUCUCUCUGAUGCAGGGUAAGUCUUUUUAGCUGUGAUCUAUAUACAAUGAAGUGUGUAUCCCCUACAUGUUCACUUCAAUUGCUGGGUGUAAAUAGGCGGCACUCAGGUGAGCAGAACAUAAAUGGGGUGGUGGUUCUCUCUGAUGGAUAUAAUUGGAGUGUAUAAAUGCAGUAAAUGCUUUAAAGUGAUAGUUAACUCAAAAUUAAAAUUUAAAAAUGUCAAACCUGUUUGACUUCUGUGGAACACAAAAGGAGAUGUUAGGCAGAAUGUUAGCCUCAGUCACCAUUCACUUUUAUUGAAUGGAAAAAUUAUGCAAUGAAAGUUAAUGGUAACUGACACAGUUAACAAUGGUAACUAGUCACAUGACAAGACUAAUGUCAGCUAAGAGACUAGUGGGUUUUGUAUUACAUUUUUGAUGUUCUGUAUGAAGUGUGAUGUAAUGUUGCACACAUGUGUUGUGCUACUGUCAUCAAACAUAACCUGAAAUGCACUAGGAAAAUUGUGUAGGAAAUUUCCUACAUAAUGAUGACUAUAAGACAUUAUAGAUAUUUCAGUUUUAUUUUCUGUUAAUGCCUGAUCUUCUGUAAAGCUACUUUGAAAUGAUGUGUGUUGUGAAAGGCGCUAUACAAAUAAAAAUGACUUGAAUGAAAAGAACAGAAUGAAAAGAAUAGAGGAAGUGCCUUUUGUGUUUGUGUUUGUGUGUGUGUGUGUGUGUGUGAGAGAGAGAGUGAUGUUGAACUCGUGUGUUGUGCUACUGUCAUCAAAUAUAACCUGAAAUGCUCUUGGAAAAUGAGCAAAACCGUUCUUCAUACAGUACAGAGCAAAAAGAGAUAGUGAAUGAGGAAUUGCCAAACCAAAAACAGUAAAGAAUGGAGUGCCACAGGGAUCAGUUUUAGGGCCUCUGCGUUUCUCCUUGUAUAUCCUUCCUCUAGGAGAUAUUAUCAGGAAUUGUGGAAUAAGUUUCCACUGUUAUUUCGAUGAUACCCAACUUUAUAUUUCUUUAAAACCUGUUGAGAUUUCACAAUUUGCCAAAUGAGCAGAGUGUAUCAAUGAAAUAAAAGAGUGGAUGGCCAGAAAUUUCCUUCUACUCAAUUCCAACAAAACAGAGGUACUAAUUAUUGGACCAAAAACCUCUAAAAAUAAGCUGCUAAUAUAUCAUUUGACUCUCGAUGGAUGCACUGUUACAUCAUCUUCAACAGUGAAGAACUUAUGUGUUACAUUUGAUACCAAUCUGUCCUUUGAAAAUCAAAUGACCAAUGUUUGUAGAACAGCAUUAUUCCACCUAAGAAAUAUUGCUAAAUUACAUCACGUUCUCUG